Phlebotomus argentipes is the source of this 1072-nucleotide messenger RNA. RefSeq names its product G2/M phase-specific E3 ubiquitin-protein ligase-like. Lineage: Eukaryota; Metazoa; Arthropoda; Insecta; Diptera; Psychodidae. The record is from RefSeq and is a predicted model, not a curated record. Bases 23 to 1072 code for a protein of 349 amino acids. Gene Ontology annotation, cellular component: nucleus. The transcript has 3 exons.
UUUGUCCAGAUCUCGGCCCACGAUGAACUGCAUAGUGUGCAAAGAGGUUGUAGACAGUCCUUUACUCUACGGAGAUAAGUUUCGCUACAAUGAUAUCUACUGUCAUUACUAUUGUUUGCUCUUCAGCACAACCAUAAAGCAGACUGGGGCAGACAAUGAAGGCAUCCAAGGAUUUAUUUACCGAGACAUUCUCCAGGGAGUCGACGAAUGUAGAAAAUAUCUUUGCUGCUACUGCAAACUUCCUUACGCGAGUGUCCAGUGUGGAUAUGAUCCAAAAAAGAAGAGGAAAUGUACCAAACUGUGCCACUUCACUUGUGGUGCAAGGAAUAAGUGGCUGUUUCAGUUCGAUGAGAUGAAAGCCUUUUGUCCAGUUCACACCGGUUUGCCGGCAAAGAUGCCUCCGGAAUUCGUGCCGGGAAGAACGUGCCUCAUCUGUUCUGAGAGCUUUAGCGGCUACUCAGCCUUAGAGUGUAUUCCAGCUCACUGUCGCCCUGAUAUAUGGAUUCAUCGCGACUGUCUGCAGACUUUCGCUCUUCAUGCCGGAUACGGCCUCAAGUGUCUCAUCUGCAGGCACUCGGAGUUCCGCCGCAUCGCCCAGAAACGUGGUGUUUUCGUUCCCAAUCGAGACAUUGACUGGAUGCUGAACCAAUGCGAGGGUGGAUCGCAGGAUCCCUCAGCGCCACCCCUGAUCUGUGCUGCCAGAUGCUGCAUAGCUGACGGCGGACGAGAGUUUCCACCUGGUUCGCAGGUGGGAGGAACAUGUUUCACGUGUGAGAACGUUUUUCAUACCAACUGUGCCCGAUUUAAUGGGCGCAAAACAGCGAACGACAACUUCAUGUGCUUCGGCUGUGAUGAGAAAGAUUCUGAGAUUCUUGAGCCACCGGAUACUGUGCCUAGAAAGAACACUCUUGUGCAGCUCAGCAAAUCGAAUGUGAUUAUGAAGAAGUUCCUCUACGAAGUUUACAGAGGGAAAGUGGAUUAUGUGGAUCAGUCUCUAAUGCCUCAAUUCUAUGGGCCUCGAUGUGCAGCCAAUGGCAAAUUCCGUCUCAAUUACUUCCUGAAUUCCUACUAA